Molecule: messenger RNA, 4022 nt
Organism: Eurytemora carolleeae
Lineage: Eukaryota; Metazoa; Arthropoda; Copepoda; Calanoida; Temoridae
Product: coiled-coil domain-containing protein 13
Exons: 11
Coding region: 2369-3997 (542 amino acids)
Source: RefSeq, a predicted model, not a curated record
AUAAUUAGUUAAAAUUCUAAAAAACAAAAUUUAUUUUAGUUGUAUUGAUACUGUUGACUGUAAGAGAGGUAGAUGUAUACUCAAUAUACAAGUUUUUAGUUUAAACUACAGGGUGUCCCAUUUCAUAUUUUCGGUUUAAACCACAGGGUGGCCCCAUAUAUUGUGGGUAUCUCUAUUUUCGGAUUUUAAGGACAUAACGGAGAAGUUUAAAAUAUGAAAUCAUUUAAAAAAUUGCAUGAGGCAAAUAAAAAAAAUGGGUUCAGAUAUAUCUAGAUUUAUCAAUUAGAUCACUACGCAUCGGUUAACUUACAACCUAUAGUACACUUGAGGAAACAGAGUAAACAGGUGGUUGUAGGGGAGGGGGGGCUAAGAAGGGGUAGGGUAAUAGGAUAGUAUUGAGAAGGAGGGGGGGGGGGGGCAAAGGAUUGACUUUUGCCAAAUAAUAUUCAAAAUUAGAUACAUUUAGAUCCUAUAAAAUCUGGAUCUGUCUCCACUGCACAAUUACUGUUCUAUGUUUAUUGACCUACUAGCUGGAGUGCUCGGCAUUGCCCGUGAAAUAAAAAAAAUCUGAAUUUUAAAGAAGAAAAAAAUGAUUUUUUUGGAAUUUUUGGACGUCUUUCUGGGACAAAUACGAAUGUUUUGUUUUAUUAUAUAGAUUUAAACAAAAUCACAACUUGAGUCUCUCAGUCGUUUUUUUAUUCAAUAGUUUUAUGCAGGGUUAAUUAAAUUUCAAGAAGAUAUUUAUGAUGUAUUUAUAAUAUGAAAAAAAACAGGCUGUUGCGUAGCACAUAUACGCAGUAUUCAGAAUACGCAAUAGUACGCAAAUAUAUAGAAGCCAGACACUGCACAAAGCCCUGAACCAACUGGGCAUGAUGCUUAGAGAUAUAAAAUAUCGUGUUUUGGUCCAAGCGAACUGUAUAUCACGGGGUGUCACACAUGUAUUAACUAUAUGUAAAAUUAGAAAACAGAAUGGAGUAAAAUCCUAUCAGCUCGGCAUAAAUGCAUUAUUAUUUAAUUUAAAUAUUUUACGUCGCAAUAAAUGCCAAAAACAAAUGAACCGAUCGGUCCCAUUUUUUAUGGUAACUCACGUAAACCCAUAGAAGGUUAAUGAAUGCUCAGAAUUACAAAAAUUUUGAUAUUCGUAUAAUUUUAAAUAUAUCCACGAAAACAAGUUGAAGUAAAUGCUAGGCUCGAAGCACCCUGAAAGACUCUAGUUGUAAUAAAUAUAAAGCAAAGGAUUUAAAUCUACAAAUCUAGAAGCAGUUUUUUGAACAACUUAGAUUGUUGUCAAUAACCCCAUGAACUGUAGUACACAUUUCUUGUAAAAUAAAGACAGCCAGAAAAAAUACUCAGAGGACGACAUUAGAAAGUCGUAAAAAAAUAAAAUCCACGAAGUUUUUAUUCCAAACCUUAAACUCAAGUUUCUAUUGCAUUGUUGAGACUGCAGAGUGCAGACUAGAUCUAAUCUCUUAAUUCUGCAGUUAAUUAAUUACUAUAAACUACUAAACAGACCUUGGACAGACUUAACGUAGGUUAUUCAAAUAUUUUUGGGUUUUAACAGGAGCUUUAUGGUUUCAUCAGGAGUUUAAAGAUUCAUGGUUCCAUCAGGAGUUUAAAGAUUCAUGGUUCCAUCAGGAGUUUAAAGAUUCAUGGUUCCAUCAGGAGUUUAAAGAUUCAUGGUUCCAUCAGGAGUUGAAAGAUUCAUGGUUCCAUCAGGAGUUUAAAGAUUCAUUGUAUCAUCAGAAGUUUAAAGGUGUUUGGUUCCAUCAGGAGUUUAAAGAUUCAUGGUUUCAUCAGGAGUUUAAAGAUUCAUGGUUUCAUCAAGAGUUUAAAGAUUCUCGGUUCAAUGAGUUUAAAGGUUCAUGGUUCCAUCUGGAGUGUAAAGGUUCAUGACUAUAUCAGUUUAAAGAUUGAUGAAUAUGAUAAAUAGAUAUUAAUUCUACCAAUGUAUAUUUGAUAUCUGUCAAUAAAUAGUAAAAAACUCGAGUAUAAAAAUUAGUUUAAUGUAUCCGGGUGUUUGGUUUCCAAGGUACCCAACCCAUACCUUGUAGCCGGACAAUAUUUGAAUAUUAAUUCUCCAGUAGCUUUCUAAACCUAGCAGUACCCACGGUUCAGUAUAGAUUCCGUUCCUCCUCAAUCCUCCGGGUUCAACAGAUCCUCCAGAUCCUCUCAACUUAAACUAUCCUCUCCCAGAUCAAUCCUGAGUCUGGUUCAGGCAUCCCAGAUAUUUCAGCAUCCCGGAGAAAGGAAACCCAACCCUGUCAAUGUACACAUUAGAACCUGGAUAUCAAGUCGCUCCUAGGUUGAUAUUGAAAAUGAUGAAUCUAUCUACUGGAUUAAUAUAUGUGCCCCUGAACUAGAUGUUGGUAUGACUGAAACUGAUGAUCUUUAUCAUGAAGAUUUCGACACAGUUAGUUACGGUUCCGAGUCCGAGCUCCAGUAUUCAGAUAUUGCUGAGAAGGUUGAAGAAUCCGGGGGCAAGGUUGCGGAGAAGAAGGAGAAGCAUGGGAAGAAGAAACCUCCUCUCAACCGACAAGACACGUUCGUCCUCAUAUCUCCAAGCAUGCCAAAAAAAUCCAGCCAAAGAGCCAAGUCAGCCUACGGUAUAACCUCAAUACUGGAGAAGGCUAGUCAGUCUGCUGGUCUAACUGAUGAUGCCAAACGUUAUAUUGGAGCACAUAUGAGGUUAUUGACGGACGAGAAUUUGAGAUUAUUCAAUGAAAAUGAACGAUUGAAGAAGAUUGAGAUUAAUGUUGAACUUUCUAAAAAGCUAGAGAAAGAAUUAAAAAUUGUCAGAACUCAAUUGGAGAAGGAGAAAGGGAAGAACAAGAUGUUGAUGAUCAGGCUCAAGGAAGGAAACACGGAGGACGUUGUCUGGAGAACAGGGAAUUCAGAAGAGUUGGCGAAAAAUAUUGAGGAGUCUAAUCAGCAGCAUCCAGAGAUAUAUCAAUCCAAACCUAAAGUUUUAAACCGCGGCAGCUCCGGGUCUGCCGGGGGUAACUCAGAGGUUCGGAUGACUAGAUCCUUCUCCACCAGCAGGAUAAGCUCAGCUGUCUCCAGACUUGGUACUGCAGGAAGCAGAGCACCUACUCCAGGUGGAAAACAGGACUUGGAGCAGUCUCCAGUCCUACAGAAGAAGCUAAAGGUUUACAGAAAUCAAGUGUUAUCCCUGAACAAGGAGCUGGAUAGAUUAAAGGAAGUAUUAGGACGUGAAGUUGGAGCAAGCGAGCUGGAAUCCAUCCUUUCCGGAGAGGAGAAAGGUUGGGUUGGGAGAGCAGAACAAAUUCUAGUUCUCCAACAAACAGUGGACUAUCUCCAGGGUCUAAUAGAAACCAGGCAAACCAACGGAAUAACAGAAGAAUAUUUACUUGAAAGUGAAUCUGUAGAAAGAGCACGGACUAGAGCUAACAGUGAUUCAAUAUCGGAGAAAAGUAAGCCUAACAGUAAACCUGGAAGUGGAAAAAAGCUUGGUGAAGUGAAGAGAGCAAGUGUAGGACUAACAAACUCAUUUAAAAUUUUAGAAGAGAACGUGAAGGACGGAGAUGUAGAAUAUUUAGCUAGAAAAUGCUCGGAUCUAGAUAUAUUGAGGAAAGCAGGAGAGGUGGAGAAAAAGAGACUUGGGGAGUUGGUUCGUUUACUCACAUCUAGACUUUCAAUACUGGAGCAGAGAACUAGGGUGGCUGAGCAGGAGUGUAGAGAGGAACGUGCUAAAGCUGCACACAUAGAGAAACUACUUGAACGAAAUCAAAUAAAAUUAAGGGAUGAAGGUAGACCUGGCGCUAGUGGACCAGGUUCAAGAAUAUCCAGACUAGAGGAGGAUGAGGAUUUAUCCGGGAUUGAUGAGGAACAGCUCAGAUGGGAGGUAUCUCGGCUCCGGGAGGAGGGUAGAGCACUAAGGAGGGAGCUGGGAGAGGCAAGGGGAGCUAGAGAGGAGAUGCUCAGAAUAUAUUCAAGGAUGAUCGAGGAAUCAAGAGAAUUAUUUCAUCAAAGAUUAUGAUAAACUCUAAUGAGAGGAACAGGGC